Molecule: messenger RNA, 1641 nt
Organism: Sander lucioperca (pikeperch)
Lineage: Eukaryota; Metazoa; Chordata; Actinopteri; Perciformes; Percidae
Gene: lmo1
Product: LIM domain only 1
Exons: 4
Coding region: 767-1234 (155 amino acids)
Biological process (GO): positive regulation of transcription by RNA polymerase II
Cellular component (GO): nucleus
Molecular function (GO): DNA-binding transcription factor binding; transcription coactivator activity
Source: RefSeq, a predicted model, not a curated record
UCCCUUGCCCUAGGGGUAAUUAGUGUCCUUGGAGUUAAAUAAGCUAAUACUUAGACACCUCUGGCACAAGCAAUUAUGUUUGUGUAUUGAAUAAUUGAUUCAAAGAGGGGGGAAGGGCUGCUAAUCAGAUCUGAGCAUAAUGAAUUGAUUUAAUUAACAGGGGAAUCCGAGGGUCUCUGGAAACUGCGCGCAUUUAUUCAGUAGCAGCAGAGGCGAGCGCGGCACAUAAACUGGGAGAGAGGCGGCGUGAGUUUGCUUUCAGCAGUUGUCAGAUUUGCAAUUGGAUUUGUUUGAAUAUAGUUGCUGUUUCGGAGCAAAUGAGAACGAGAAAGAGAGAAUAUUAACAGCGAAGGAGAGCUCAGCCGUUCAGUCUGAGCGUCUGAUCCGUCCGUGUAUGCACAGUUACAGAUAGGCGACACUAGAUUUAUAUCGCUUUUCAUUGUUUUGUCUUUUUAUUCGCAUGGAAUUUAUCAAGAGCAACCAACGCUGUUUGAUCGCUCUUUAUUUGCAUUACAGUUCAGUCCGGAUAGGGGGAUCUCGCCGCGUAUCUCACCGUAUUCGUGUAUGAAUUAUUAUUGAUAGGAGGAGGAAAAAAAACGUGCAGACGACAAUUCAUCUUUCCAGGGUUUUGGUUUAUCGAGGCGUAGUCUAGUCAACCGCGCGUUUCAAAGCCAUUUCCAGGAGCAGCUCCGAGCAGACCGAGCGGUGCAUCCUGCUGGAGCCGAGGACGGAUCGCCCGGGGAAGGACUCCUCGUUCCUCAGGACGAUGGUGUUGGACAAGGAAGAGGGUGUGCCAAUGCUCUCCGUCCAGCCCAAAGGGAAACAGAAGGGGUGUGCUGGCUGCAAUCGCAAGAUUAAAGACCGCUACCUGCUCAAGGCCCUGGACAAAUACUGGCAUGAGGACUGUCUCAAAUGUGCCUGCUGUGACUGCCGCCUGGGGGAGGUGGGCUCCACCCUCUAUACGAAAGCCAACCUCAUCCUCUGUCGCAGGGACUACCUGAGGCUCUUUGGUACAACAGGGAACUGUGCAGCCUGCAGUAAACUGAUCCCAGCCUUUGAAAUGGUGAUGAGAGCCAGAGAUAAUGUUUAUCAUUUGGACUGUUUUGCCUGUCAGCUUUGUAACCAGAGGUUUUGCGUGGGGGACAAGUUUUUCCUAAAAAACAACAUGAUUUUGUGUCAAAUGGACUAUGAGGAGGGCCAGCUGAAUGGGAGUUUUGAGACACAGGUUCAAUAGUUGGAACCUUGUGGCAGCAACAAUCGGCUCCACACUUUACACACGAGAUGGAUGUUCUGCUGCACUUGGAAAAGACAAGCGUCUGUCUGCUUGCCUGCAAUACUUUUUAAGACCCCUUUAUCAGUCCCUAAGGACUCUAUUGUAAAUGUUCAACUUUUUGCCCCUCCCACACCCCAACACUGAGCAGUUACAAAUUUUGAUGUACAGUUGUGCCUGCUUAGCUGAGCACUGUAUUGCUUGUAUGUUUUGUGAAAUUUGUUUCCGGUUGGUUUUAUUUUCCUUUUAGAAAUGGUUAAUUGGAGGGUAUGUACAGUCUGUUUUCUCUGUAUAUAUAAACUGGAACAUUUAUUUUAUGAAAUGUAAUGCAAUUUUAUUACUAGUGUGAAUUAAAGAUUCUUAAAUGUUCA